AUGCCAGCCUACAGCACCUAUCAGGCGCUCCUGAGCAGUGUUUUAAACUUACAUGGCCCGCUCGCGCAGGGUAAUCUCGGCUUACAGCGGGCGGAUUUGAGAUUCUCCUCACGUAUCCCCGACCUUCUUUUCUCCUGUGACUUCCUGCCCAAUAUAUGUCUAGAGUACUCCGCCGGUGAGCCUACAGGACGCCAGAGAACCCGCUACAGAAUGGCGUCGGGAGCCGAUCUCGAGAAGAGAGCCGGAAGCGAUGGAUCAGAAAAACCAUACUCGAGUCCAGAAGAUGGGGCAGCUGAUCCCGGAGUGCCAGACAGCGCAUCGCAUGUUUCUACGGGAGUAGACGGAGGAGGGGUACCGUUCAGCAUUGAACCUGGACUUAUUGGCACGCCGUCAAAUUUGUCCUUCGACGAGCAGGAGAGAAAGAACGUCGCGUACUUUGGGCUCCGAGACCAGUGGUUCAGAGGGCAGAACGCGAAGGGGGCCCCGUACGUCUCGAUCGGUGUACUUGAUCCGCUUAUUACUGUUGAGAGACACCACGGGAAAUACCACAUUACUGCCCGGUUUCACGUCGAGACGACCAUUAUUGAUUAUAAGGCGCAUGGAAAGUCUGAGUCCCUGGACUUCCUGUUUGAGGUCAUCGAUGCUCCGCGAUAUCAAUGGUUCUGGGCGGCUAAUUACAAGGAGAUCGCGUCGCUUACUCCGGAUCUGACGCACACUGUCAAGCGACAUGUCCUCUUGAGGCGAGCUGUACCUAUCGAUUCCUUUCCCGUCGAAAGGCUCGAAAGCGCUAGGCGGGUCUUGCGAGGGAGAGCUUGGGUGGAUAAGACCGAAUCUCCCAACUCAACACCACACGAACUCGAAUCGGCGAGGCACUCGCUUUUGACAAAAGAGGAGAAGGCAUGGCAGGGAUAUUUAGCUGACUGGCAGAAUAAGGACCGCCGGCAUGUCCCAUUGGAACAGUUGCUCGAAUUCAAGUUCUCCAUCCUGUACGACGGGAACUGGGAUGAGCUUCAGAGUAAAGAGUGGGUCGAUCUCCUUCAGGAUGAGACUGGUGCUCGAGUCCGCGAAACAGAUCUCAUGGCGGAAGCGGAAGCAGACGUGGAUGCAACGGCAGGGGCAGAGGCAGAGGCAGAGGCAGAAGGGAACAUAGACGCAACGGCCGAGAUGGUAGGCACAACAAUAAACCCCGGUGUGGCCUCCUAUAACACUCAUUCACUGAGACCGGCGAAUGCUCCCGUGAUAAGAAAACGAACUCAGAAUAUUCAAGUUUAUCACUAA
Penicillium chermesinum is the source of this 1278-nucleotide messenger RNA. RefSeq lists its product as uncharacterized. Lineage: Eukaryota; Fungi; Ascomycota; Eurotiomycetes; Eurotiales; Aspergillaceae. The transcript has 4 exons. Bases 1 to 1278 code for a protein of 425 amino acids. The record is from RefSeq and is a predicted model, not a curated record.